Molecule: messenger RNA, 1110 nt
Organism: Adineta ricciae
Lineage: Eukaryota; Metazoa; Rotifera; Eurotatoria; Adinetida; Adinetidae
Source: the annotation of a GenBank genome assembly
AUGGUGAAACUUCUUGUUUUUGCCAUUUUACUGGCAUCAUCGCCAGCAACCGGCUUAAUAGAAUCACUAUUCAAUACGGAGAAUAGCUGUUAUACAGGCUGUCAUUCCAAUUAUGCUGCCAAUGCAAUUCAUUUAGAAGCUUGCAAAAAAGGUUGUGAUUUAAAGUUACUCAAUGAAGAUUGUGCCACACAAUGUAAAUCAUAUUCGAAAGACGACAAAGUUCAAGCUAGCUGUCAAGUUGGCUGCACUUUGAGUCGUCCAGCCGGAGAAAUCAACAUCGAGAAGCCAAAUCCAGCUCCGCUUAUUGACCCAAUUCCGGGAUUUAAAAUUCCACAAAUCAUCCCUAUGGGUCCUGAGGGAGCCGGAGAAAUCAACAUCGAGAAGCCAAAUCCAGCUCCGCUUAUUGACCCAAUUCCGGGAUUUAAAAUUCCACAAAUCAUCCCUAUGGGUCCUGAGGGAGGUCGACCACGUUCAAUUAUUCUUAUUCGUCUUCGUAAUCGUCCAUCAUUAGAAAUGCCAUCGGCUCCAAGUCUCUUCAACGGUGACCCGAUUCAAAUGUUCAAUGAUAUGAUCCGACGAUUCCAAGAAAAGACCAAUCUUAUUGAAGAAUCCAUUCGUAAAUCCUUCGAAGAGAAUGUUCAAACAAUCCCGAUCGUUCGUGUCUCAAGCAACCUUCGGGUCGACUCAUCGAGCGAAUCAAGCGAAGAACCUCAUGAGAAACGUCCAUUCUUCAGCGAAUUUCGCCAUGUCAUGCAACACCCACGUGAACAUCAACAAUUGAUUCAUGAUCGCAUGCGACCCGUUAGCAAUCGCCUUCGACAAUUCGUUGACAACAUUCGUACUGAAUGGAGCAAUCUUGUUCGCCGACAACCUAAAAUUCCCAUUUGGAUCUUUCUUGGCAUUCUUCUCUCAUCAUCGGCUAUUCUUUGGUAUAUGGUUGUCUCACUUUGCCGUCAUACACCAUCACGCAAUUUAUCAGUUCGUGCUCAAGAACUUAUCUACAAUCCAUAUGAAUACGAUGGAUUCGAAAAGGAAAAAAUUCAACCUGAUGAUGAACCUUAUCAAGUGACCGAAUCAUUACCUAUCAAAGUUAAAUUAUCCAACAUUUAA